UACUGUUAUGCUAACGUUAGCUUGCUCUGCAUGGCAUAUAGCGACGUGUUAACCUUACUGUUAUGCUAACGUUAGCUUGCUCUGCAUGGCAUAUAGCAACGUGUUAACGUUACUGUUAUGCUAACGUUAGCUUGCUCUGCAUGGCAUAUAGCGACGUGUUAACCUUACUGUUAUGCUAACGUUAGCUUGCUCUGCAUGGCAUAUAGCGACGUGUUUACCUUACUGUUAUGCUAACGUUAGCUUGCUCUGCAUGGCAUAUAGCAACGUGUUAACCUUACUGUUAUGCUAACGUUAGCUUGCUCUGCAUGGCAUAUAGCGACGUGUUUACCUUACUGUUAUGCUAUCGUAAGCCAAAGAUACUGCUGGUAGAACUAGCUAAUAGCUAGCUAGAUAGUCAUCAUCUUUCCUACGGUGUCGGCCGUGGUUUAGAUAGAAGACAGAGAGAGAGGUGCAGGAAGUGAGCCCUCCUAUAGCGGUGCUUCUUUGUUGCCAUGGCCUCUGAGCUGCAGGAUGCGAUCUGGAUGGCUAAACAGGAGCGUCACAAGAACCUGUUCCUCAACUACAGGAACCUGAACCACUUCCCUGUAGAGCUGCUGAAGGAUGAAGGUCUACAGUUCCUACAGAGGCUCUACAUGAAGAGGAACUCUCUCACCACGCUGCCGGAUAAUCUUGCACAGAAGCUCCCCAACUUAAUAGAGCUGUAUCUGCAUUCCAACAAUAUAACCAGCGUUCCCCAAGCUAUAGGUAACCUGACCCGGCUGCAGUCUUUAGACCUGAGUGACAACGCUCUGCAAGUCAUCUGUCCAGAGAUCGGCAGGCUGAGGUCCCUACGACACCUGAGACUGGCCAACAACCAGCUGAAAUACCUGCCUCCAGAGAUUGGAGCCCUCUGUGACCUAGAGACCCUGGAUGUCAGUAGAAAUGUGUUGGUGUGUCUUCCAGAGCGGCUGCACCAGUGUCUGUCUCUCCAGUGUCUCACUGCUGACAGGAACAACCUGACCAGCUUCCCCAGACAGCUCUGCCAGCUCCGCAGCCUCAACGAGCUCAGUAUGGCUGCUAACCAACUCACCUCUCUACCCCUAGAUCUGGGGUGUUCCAGGGAGCUGCAGUUUGUGUUUGUUGACAAUAACGUUCACCUAAAAGGCCUUCCUUCAUACCUGUACAACAAGGUGAUUGGCUGCAGCGGGUGUGGUCUGCCAGGGCAGGUGUCUGACCAGGCGCCCCAGCCUCUGUCUCUGUCUCUGGGAGAUGUGUCUGUUCCUCUGCCUGCUGAGGUGAAGGCUAUAGGCUCAGAGACGGAGCGAGUGGGCCCCCUGGAGGAGCUCGCCAUGAGGGCCCUGCACAGCAUGUACCGGCGACAGCCACUCAGAGAGCUGAAUCUGCUGUCGCCCUUCCUGUUACCCAGAAGCCUUCUGGACCUGCUGCAAUGCCCCCUGGGACAUUGUCACCGCUGCAGUCAGCCAAUGUUUACCAUCAUCUACCCCAAACUGUUCCCCCUCAGAGAGACCGCCCUGGCUGGGGUACACCGCAGAACCACAGUGAGUUUCGUGGCCUACUGCUGUUCCAGUCGGUGUGUUCGGACAUUUCAGCUGCAACAAUGACAUCAUGGUGCCUCCU
Messenger RNA from Coregonus clupeaformis (lake whitefish), 1617 nucleotides. It is a transcript of the gene lrrc28, whose product is annotated as leucine rich repeat containing 28. The coding region runs from base 492 to 1601 and encodes 369 amino acids. The record is from RefSeq and is a predicted model, not a curated record. Lineage: Eukaryota; Metazoa; Chordata; Actinopteri; Salmoniformes; Salmonidae. The transcript is spliced from 11 exons. Gene Ontology annotation, molecular function: protein binding.